GCCCAUGGAGAUCGCGCUGGUGACUUUGGAGAACGGCGGCACCACGGCCAUCGCGGGAACCGACGAUCCCGCGGCCGCCGGCGGCCGGGCGCGCUGGCGGGGCCACUUGCUGCACCCCGGCUGCUCGCCGCAGCUGAGCGAGNNNNCGCCGCGUCCGCCGCCCCGCGCAGCGCGCCCCGCCGCGGACAUGGGGCCGUCCGAGGAAGGGGGACACCGCCGGGGCAUGGCCAUGGCGGCGGCGGGCGACGAGGAGGAGGAGGCGGCGGCGGCCAACCCGGGCGCCAUGCACCACCAGCGGGUGCUGAUCAACAUCUCGGGGCUGCGCUUCGAGACGCAGCUGGGCACCCUCAACCAAUUCCCCGACACGCUGCUGGGAGACCCCGACAAGCGCAUUCGCUACUUCGACCCGCUUCGCAACGAGUACUUCUUCGACCGCAACCGGCCCAGCUUCGACGGCAUCCUCUACUUCUACCAGUCCGGGGGCAAGCUCCGCCGGCCCGUCAAUGUCUCCAUCGACGUCUUCGCCGACGAAAUCCGCUUCUACCAGCUGGGUGAGGAGGCCAUGGAGCGCUUCCGGGAGGACGAGGGCUUCAUCAAAGAGGAGGAGAAGCCCCUGCCCCGCAAUGAGUUCCAGCGCCAGGUCUGGCUCAUCUUUGAGUACCCCGAGAGCUCCAGCUCAGCCCGGGCCAUCGCUAUCGUCUCUGUGCUGGUCAUCCUUAUCUCCAUCAUCACCUUCUGCCUGGAGACCCUGCCCGAGUUCAGGGACGAGAGGGAGAUGCCCGUACCCCUGCCCCCACAAGGUGGAGGUUUGAAUGGCACGCCCGGGGACUCCCCACCCAUGCAGCCACCCAGUAGCCUGGCUGACCCCUUCUUCAUCAUCGAGACCACCUGUGUGAUCUGGUUCACCUUCGAGCUCCUCGUGCGCUUCUUCGCCUGCCCCAGCAAACCCGAGUUUUCCCGCAACAUCAUGAACAUCAUCGACAUCGUGGCCAUCAUCCCCUACUUCAUCACCCUGGGCACCGAGCUGGCCCAUGAGCAGCAGCAGCCCGGGGCUGGCAGUAGCAAUGGUGGUGGGGGCCAGCAGCAAGCCAUGUCCCUGGCCAUCCUCAGAGUCAUCCGCCUGGUCAGAGUCUUCAGGAUCUUCAAGCUCUCCAGGCACUCCAAGGGGCUGCAGAUCUUGGGGCAGACUUUGAAAGCCAGCAUGAGGGAGCUGGGCCUCCUCAUCUUCUUCCUCUUCAUCGGGGUGAUCCUCUUCUCCAGCGCCGUCUACUUUGCUGAGGCUGAUGACCCUGAGUCUCAUUUCUCCAGCAUCCCUGAUGCUUUCUGGUGGGCAGUGGUAACCAUGACUACUGUGGGCUAUGGGGACAUGAGACCUGUCACUGUGGGGGGCAAGAUUGUGGGCUCCUUGUGUGCCAUCGCGGGUGUGCUCACCAUUGCCCUCCCUGUCCCUGUCAUCGUGUCCAACUUCAACUACUUCUACCACCGAGAGACUGACCACGAAGAGCAGGCUAUCCUCAAAGAUGAACACAGUAGUGCUCAGGGCAGCACUGCGGGGGGAGAAGUGAAGAGAAGACCCAGCAAAAACUCUCUGAACAAAUCUGUUGUGCACUUGGAAAACAGUGAGGAGUUCAACAAUGGCACCAGCUCCUCAGAGAAAGCCAAUAUCAAAGCGAAAAGUAAUGUAGAUCUCAGAAAAUCCCUCUAUGCUCUCUGUCUGGACACCAACAGGGAAACAGACCUGUGAGGAGAGGAGAUGGUUAGAGUUCAGAGGGGCAAAAGGAUUUUCUGGUGUCGGAAACUUGCUACUAUAAUUAUUCUUUUAGUACCAAUUAGUUUUUUAAGUCAGGCUGUAUUUUAUAAAUUGAUCACUGUCCUGAGAAAUCCUCCAGGAAUACAUGUUUUUAUGUUCUUUUUCCAUGACACAAAGGGUCACUUAUUUUUAAAAUAGACUAAGAAUAAGCUACACUCCAUGAUGCAGGAGCUGGUAAAUUAUGACAGUGAAAAAUCUAAUUUUUAGAAACUUAUUUUAGCAAGUGGUCAUUGGUUUUGAAUGGGUAAUUUGUAACCAAUUCAGUUGCUCCCAGUUUAGUGUAAAGAACUGGGGGGAUGUGUGUGUGGAGAAUGAAUGGAUUGGGGAUGGGAGGGGGGAGGUUGAGGGGUUUUGUACUGUAGUUUCAAAUUGAAAUUAUUCAAAUAUAUUUUGUAUCUGUGUGACUGUAUUUAUGGUUGAAAGGAGAUUUCUUAUUCCUGUGAAGUAUGAUAUCAUUAAAGCACUAGGAACAUUAGCAAAUCAGCACUUUCUGGGUUUUCCACUUGUGAUCAGUACAGAUCUGGUUAUCUUGUAUGUGAAGUGACUUUGGUGCUUUGAACCCUAGAGCAGAAAACUUCUGUUGUCAUUAAUAUGUUAGUUUCUUGUGAGCCUUAAAUUAUUAAAUAUUGCAGAUAUACUUCUUUAUAUAUAAUUUUAUUAGUUACCUUCCUGUUUCAGAAUUUCCAGGUAAUUCAGUCAUGUGCUUACUGGCCUCACUCAAAAUCAAAAAAGUAUGUGCAGCUCUUUUUUUUUUUUUUUUUUGUGGUUUUAGAAUUUUAUAUCUUUGUUAUAUUUUGAGACCUAAAGGAAAAAAUACAGUCUGCUGUUACUGGUUUCAAUCCGGUGCACAACAGAUCGAAAGUGAUCUGACCAGAUUUUCAAGUGCACAACAGAUGAAAACCAUGAGGGAGUGGAUAGGCACAAUGAGAAAGUAGAGUAUUGAGUGCAAUACCUGCAGAACUGCUUUCAUUGUACACUCCAGAUUCCUUGAGUGUAUGUAUCAGUCACCUUCAUGUAUGCACACACCAUUUGUGUACACAGUUCUCUGGUUUUAGUUCUCUCAGACCAGGAGUGGAUGGCACUUCAGGAGUCGAACUUGGUGUGCUGUGCUGCUUCAACAACCAUCGCAUGGCUUUUCUCUUGGACAUAGAUGGAAGCACCAUCUUUUCAUCAAAACACACCCCUGGUUUCUUGUAUUUCCAAACAAAACCUUCUCAGCACUGUGGAUUUUACAGUUGAGGUGUUGUUGAAAGACGAGUGACACAUUGCCUUCAUCAGGAUCACAGCUAACUCUGAAGACUGACACAAAGUUGCUCCUUUAGCUCAAAAAGCUUUCUUACAAUUUCUCUUGCAAAGGACAUCUAUGUUUCCCCCUCCAACUUUUGUUGUAUUGAUGAAAGAUGUUCCAUGCCUUUCCCACAUCCUGUGGCACAGCAAGAGUAGCAGAGAAGAGAAGGCUUGAUUGUCAGCAUCGCUCAAGAGUGACCUGGAGCUCAAGCAGGAGCGGUGUUCUCCAGACAGCUCUCCACGGCUUCCCUAACACACUAGUGAGCCACGAGACCGAGGCAGAAAUUCCAGUGUGGGGAGGGUGUGAGUCAUGAGAUGACACUGACCAUUAGGAAGACACUGUUGCAGAGUCUGAAACCAAACCAGCCUAUUCCUUGUUCUCAAGUCCUCUUGGGUUAGAAGCUGAUGAAAAACUUCCUUCUGGAUAAAUAACUGUGAGGUCCCCAUCAUCCCCAGAAUUGGAUUCCUUCACUGGGAUUGCUGAAACAGUGGUCUGCUCCAAGGUUUCUCUCAUAGAAGAAUUGUUCAGCUUCACAACAGGAGUGAGAAAAGUUUAAAUGCUUUGGGGCUCACUCCCAGGCACAAGACUUCAUUACUUGAGCUUUUGUUUGGAAAUAAAUUGAGUUCUUGUCAUAGAUUGGGCAUCUUAUCCCAUGCUUCUUACAUAUCAAACUUUCUCAUAAUUCUGGAAGAAGAUUCAAGUGUUUGUUCUUUUUCUUUUAUUGGCACUUGUCUUUCUUUAUUUUGUAUUCUUGAGAUGUGCUGCAUCUCUGGAGUUUGUAUUUCUACUUUUACCAUAAAAAUGUUGUACAUACAGGUCUAGAAUGCAUCUGAAGAUUAGUAUAAUUUUUCAUGUGACUUUGACUUGAACAUUUUUCUGUUUAUGUUUAUAUUGCUAUUUCAAAUAUGUGCAUUACCUGUAUUCUUUAUGCCUGUUCCCCAUCUGUAACUUAAUAAAAUAAUGUCCCCAUUC
Passer montanus (Eurasian tree sparrow) is the source of this 4070-nucleotide messenger RNA. RefSeq names its product potassium voltage-gated channel subfamily A member 5 (gene KCNA5). Gene Ontology annotation, molecular function: protein binding; delayed rectifier potassium channel activity. The record is from RefSeq and is a predicted model, not a curated record. Gene Ontology annotation, cellular component: voltage-gated potassium channel complex; membrane. Lineage: Eukaryota; Metazoa; Chordata; Aves; Passeriformes; Passeridae. Gene Ontology annotation, biological process: potassium ion transmembrane transport; protein homooligomerization.